UAUUGCUCUCAACCAAUCAACAGAGAUCAGCAAAUAGCAAGAAAGAUUUAAAACCAGGCAGAGGAGACGGAGAAGAGAGUCUGACUGAAUCCAGCUGGCAGCACACAAUUUUAUAAGAAAAUGGACACUUCCCGACUUCUCUUCCUCAUCUUCGUGGUGAUAACUACAUCUGAAUGUUCAGGGACAGCCAAGCCCAAAUGCAAAGACAUGGAGAACGCUUCAUACACCCUGUCGGAAGGGGAGGCAUUUUACUUCGAGCCUUCCGAAGUUGCAAGUGGCCUCUCCAAUGAAGAGAUCACAUGGUACAAAAAUGAGAUUGAGAAUAUUACCACUGACAAGAACGAGAAUGUACAUUACCGUGGUGAAGGACUCUUUUUCUUAAACCUGCUCCCUGAGAACUCUGGCACUUACACGGCCUGGGAAAAAGCCCCACCAGGAAACUGUUACAAAUAUGAUGUGGAAGUUAACGUCGUCAAACCAAGCCAAAUGAAGGACUUGCUCUACGGAGAAAUCAAAAACUCAGACACGAACAAAAGAAUCCCAUGUCCAAAUCCUGUCAAGAAAACAUGUCAAAAGUUGAAAGGAAAAUUCACGUGGAAGAAGGACAACAAACCCCUCCAAGGUCACCAUAAAGAUGAUCUUUGGAUUAAUAAUGCUACCAAAGAUGACGAGGGCAUCUACACGUGCAUUUGCACCUGGACAUACAACGGCAAGCAGUACAACUCGUCAGCCUCCAGGGAGCUAAAGGUUGAAGAAAAAGUUGCCAUCCGUGAAAUAAUGAUCCUCUCUCCGAUUGACGAGGAGCAGUUGGCUGACGAAGGUGUUGGGCUCAAGCUGAACUGCUCAAUUUUCUGUGGGACUACCAAGGAAAGUGACUGCGAUGCGAGCUGGAUGGUUGACGGACUCCCUUUCCACCAGCUCAAUGGAUACAACCAAACCACCAACACCAUCAUCGAUAAUUCUUCAAGGAAUACCAUCUCCACUGCAAUCCUGACUAUCGAAAAAGUAUCUGCUAAUCAUUUCAAGACUGAAUUUAAAUGCAUCGGCCAAGGCAUGUUCAAGGCGUCUGCCACGCUAACUCUUAGGCGUAGAGAGUCAGUAAUCCCACUGGUCACUGGAGCAGUGUGUGUGCUGUUCUUCGUUGUGUCGGCCGCCGUGCUGGUCAAGUGCUUCGCCAUUGACCUCAUUCUCUUCUUCAGACCCUACUUCCCAUUAAGCAGUUACAAUAAAGAUGGGAAAGUGUAUGAUGCCUAUGUGGUCUACCACAUGCAGAGCAUGGACAAGGCCACCGAGGACACACUCUGUCAGUUCGUCACCCAGAUUUUGCCCUCCGUCCUCGAGAAAAAAUGCGGAUAUCGACUCUUUAUCCACGGGAGGGAUGACGUACCCGGGGAAGACCGUCUGGAGCUAGUGGAGGAGCGCAUGAAGCAGAGCAGGAGGCUGAUGGUCAUCCUUACCCCGGGUUCAGGAUCAGAGUUACAGAGCACAGACCAACGUCACGCCGCGCCCCAAAACGCAGUGAUAGGAGAGUUCGACUGGCAGGUGGGGCUCCACCAUGCGUUGUUCCAGAGGGAAAUGAGUGUGAUUCUGGUCCAGCUGGGGGACACCGGCCCACAAGAAUACACACACCUUUCCGCUGGCUUGCAGCACCUGAUUCUCAAGAGCGCCCCUAUUAAGUGGCCAGAGGGUUCGCGUGGCGCUGCCGCGUGGAACUCACGCUUCUGGAAGAGAGUGCGAUACCUGAUGCCUGCAAUACCUGCAAUAAAAUGUCCACAGUCUGAUAUAAUCUGAAACCCUGUUAACUUUGUGUUUACUUGGAACGAUUGCUGUAUAUU
This is a messenger RNA of Etheostoma spectabile (orangethroat darter), 1835 nucleotides long. RefSeq names its product interleukin 1 receptor-like 1 (gene il1rl1). Gene Ontology annotation, molecular function: interleukin-1 receptor activity. The coding region runs from base 121 to 1791 and encodes 556 amino acids. The record is from RefSeq and is a predicted model, not a curated record. NCBI's taxonomy places the organism in Eukaryota, Metazoa, Chordata, Actinopteri, Perciformes, Percidae. The transcript is spliced from 12 exons. Gene Ontology annotation, biological process: signal transduction.